AUGAGGGAUGAGUUUGAAACCGCCAUCACCCAGACCCUCAUCAACACCCACAUCUCAUUGGACAUUGGCACACACGGCAACGUCUCUUUCAGAACUGUUGCCAUGGUUACGGCUCAUGAAUACAUAUUGUUAGACACGAUGGAGUCCCCUAGUCGGAAUGUUCUAUCGAUGGUUUCAGAAAAUUAUCAUUCACAAAAAGGUUUGAUUGCAUAUUCGAAUUCGUUUCUGAACAUUUCCAACCUCCUAUGGUGUAGCUAUGUGAGCUUUAACAAAACGUCCUACACUAUUGAAGUGGACGAGACCAGAGCACCGCCUAAGAUAAAUAUAGAGCUGGAUCUUGUGGGGACGAGAAUCACUUUCUCGGAAUUCAGUGAGCUGAACAUGUUGGCGCUUGACGGAGACGGCGUGCUCAACGUCUGCCGUCAACUGCUGGACACAAAGCUCGGUCAGAUGGACUUGAAGGCUUCAAGGGUCGUUGACCUCAUAGAUCCUGACAUAGUCAAGGCUGAGUACAUCCUAACGGUCGUGCUGCUCGCUGUCUCCAUGGGGUGCCUGCUGUUGACCGUCAUGACGUACAUGUGUUUUACAAAGCUCAGAAGUCGGGCGGGCAAGAGCAACAUGUGUCUGUCAGGAAGUCUUCUGUUGGCACAGGGGUCAUUGUUGGCCAGUUCACAUUUGAGCGGCCCCAGCUGGCUGUGUACAGCUGUUGGUGUCUCCACCCAUUUCCUGUGGCUGUGGAUGUUCACGUGGACGUUCAUCUGUAGCUUCCAGAUGUUCAGGGUCUUCACCGCCAAGACUCGAGGCUCGGCACUGACGUCACGGGAAGAGACGUGUCAGUUUGUCAGACAGGUCUGUCUGUCACUGCUUGCGCCCCUGCUCGUGGUGACGUCUGUCAUCGUGACGUCACUAGCUACAAACGACGACGGGGGUACUGGCUACGGCAACACCGUCUGUUAUCUGGACUCCACCCUUCUCAUUGGUGUCGCCCUAGUCCUGCCACUGUCACUCAUCAUCGUCACCAACUUGACGUUUUUCAUCACCACUGUCGUCAUCAUCUACCGUGUGGGCCAGCUGCAGUCUAAGGACCACGCGAGACGUGAGGACCGCAAGAACCUGUUUGUCUACGCCAAGUUGUCCUCCAUGACAGGAGCCUUUUGGAUCUUCGCCAUCGUAGCCGAGGCCACUGAUCUUAGUGCACUCAGGUUCCUGUCUAUCGUGAUGAACGGCCUACAGGGUGUCUGCAUCUUCCUCUCCUACACCUUCAACAAGCGGGUCCUCAACCUCUACCUCGUCUCGGCUGGACUCGAACCUCUGCCAACCAGCAGGUUCAGCUCAGAAAUCAAGUCAAGGACUGAGUCGACAAGCGUACGUCAUUAA
Messenger RNA from Physella acuta, 1377 nucleotides. Its product is annotated as putative adhesion G protein-coupled receptor E4P. The record is from RefSeq and is a predicted model, not a curated record. Gene Ontology annotation, biological process: cell surface receptor signaling pathway; G protein-coupled receptor signaling pathway. Gene Ontology annotation, cellular component: membrane. Gene Ontology annotation, molecular function: G protein-coupled receptor activity. Lineage: Eukaryota; Metazoa; Mollusca; Gastropoda; Physidae.